GAUCGGCUGUGCGAUCCAGGCGACCGUGGGUGCGCGGGCGUUCUGCUCAGGUCAGAAUGUGCGUACUACUUCACAAGAGUAUACUAGUAUAUUCUAGUUCACUAUAGUCGUGAGCAAGUGUUUCACCUGCAGUGUUCCCGCGUCUUUUAGUCGCGUGCGCCGAGAACAUUCUCCUUUUCUACCGUGUUUCAGCGCGCGAUUAUGGUCUUUCAUACGCUCGGGUCUACCUCGGUGUUCAUGUUGCACUGACUUUUAUACCGCAAGUCUCGUGCCCGUAAAGAUGUCGUACCAUCCUUCGUGCUCUGUUAUCGGUUGCAAGCCCAGUGAUCGGCCAGGGCGUAUUCGGCAUAGGCUACCUGGAGAUGAAGCGCUGCGCCUUGCCUGGUUGCAAUGCAUUGGCCUUCCGGCCACGAAGAAGUUUGCGCUCGUUUGUAGUCGGCACUUCGCGCCGGAGGAUUAUACCCACGACCCGCGGAUGCAACAGGAAAUGGGCAUAGCGUUUAAACCUGCGCUGCGCCCGGGCACACUACCAACGCUCUUCGUUCCGAACACGGCGCCUUUGCCUGCGCCAUGGAGUAGUCCGCCUAAAGCAUCGCAAACAGGUGAGACGUGCAGAUGCAGCCGGGCACCACUGCUGUGCACAACCAGCACGCAGACGACACAGGAUGAUUGCAGCCUUCCUGCGACAUCUGAGGCUGACACACAAACCCUUGGAAUCCUGCGCACAGCUGCUACCCAGACACCACAGCAGCCGAGUUCUAGAAGAAAUGCUGGGACGUCCACCUCUCACGCCAUGGCGCCUACAGUGUCGUGGACUCCCUCAAAGGCCCAAGUCUUCGAUGUUGUUGUCCCUGCGGGGAAUGGCCCCGAGACCGUCGUCGAUGCGACGGCCUCAUUAGUUGGCCUCUCUGAGGUCUACUGUGUUCAGCACAUGGGAGGCCUCAACUUCCAAGUUACUGUCAAGAGCAUGGCUUCCAUGACUCAAAUCGUCGAUGCUGGCUGCCUUCUCAUCGAUGGCAAGCAUUGUCCUGUUGUUCCCGUUGACCUGCAGGUCACCAACAUAGCCUGCCUCUUCUUGCCGUCCUUCGUUCCAAACGAAGUCCUCGUCCAGGCACUGUCACCGUACGGCAAGGUUCUCUCUGUCAACGCUGGUCUUAUGAGCGGACGAUGUGGCGUGCUCACAGGUACGCGCUUCGUCCGGAUGGAGAUGAGCACCACGAACCCUGUCCCCAAUUACCUGCAAGUCUCUGGUCACCGAGUGACGUUUGACUACCAGGAUUUACAAAGUGUGCGUCAUCGAUCCGGUUUGAGCGACCACUGCCAUGCACAGUGCACCGUACCGUUCUGUGGCCGUUGUGGUCUCAACGGCCACGAAAGUGAAGGAUGCGACCGUCCAUGUCAGUGCUACGCAGAUGGUCAUCCUGCAGUUGUGUGCCCUGUGCGGCACUCAUACUUGGACACUGCUGCUGGAGCCUUUCCCCCCCUGUCGCCGGCGUCAGCUGCGGUCCCAUUUGCGCGUGACGCCGUGACUGAAGAAAUUGUUAUCAAUCAACCAGUGUCAGCAAAUGACGAAGAAGCAAGCAACUUGGGCAAUUACAACAUGCCAUGUUCGCCGGCCUCCCAAACAACAAAGGGUGAUGGUGGCUCCACUUCGGCUGCCAUCAUUAGUGUUCCUGAUUGCACAGAAUUUUUAAACAUCGUGAAAACACCUCACCCUAUGAGUUCUACACUGGGUACAUCAAUGAAACCUGCUGUGGCUUCACCCGCCACAAUUGUGUCGCUUCCAACGCCGUGCCCGAUUCCUGGCUCUUCUGCAAAAGCCAUUGUACCAUUGCGUCUGAAUGAGCCUCUGACUACCGAAGUUGUUGGCAGUGAUGACAUCGGAUCCCGCAUCCCAACCACUACUCACACCAUCAUCAGAAAACAGCUUCAGCCUUGGAGUUCAAAGUAGCGUUAGACUCUCGCCAAGCAUGGAUGGAUUCAACGUAGAAAUGGUGCUCCCACGAGAAGUAAAGCGUGCCCAUAUGUCAGCCACUGGCUCGGACAGCACCCCGGAUCGCCACACCGAGUUACAGCGAUGAAAGAAACCUCGACCUUCUUUGGCAGGGUCGAAGUGUGCCUUGUAACGUGUGGAGUGCAUUUUCCUUGGACUUGUUCCCGGGGCACCGACUUGAACAAAUGGACCAGGUCAGUUUGGCGAAACUUUCGUAAGUUAAUAUGGCUGACACAUUGAAUAUUAUUUCAUUAAACGUACAGGGGUUCCGAAGUCUUAUGAAACAAGCCAAAACGAUCAGUGUGGCCCGCGCUUAAAAUUGCGACAUUCUGUGUUUGCAAGAAAAUUUUUUUUUACCAUUGGACAUGUUCUCUCUAUCAAACGCACAUUCAACCUAGAUUGUUUUUUUCUUUCAUGAGAUCACAUUCUAGUGGGGUCGGUAUCAUUAUUUUCAAAAAAAGCUCUCUUGCUCUCAUGUUUUUUGUGAUGGGACAAGGCAGAUAAUGGCAUUUGAUUGCACUAUCUUCAUUUAGGUUACAAAUUUUGUGCAUCCAUGAGCCAGCAAAGCAAGCCACUAAAUGUAAUGUUUUUUUUCGUGACCUGGACGUGUAUUUCCUUGGCGGUCGUCACACGGUGCUUGUUGGGGAUUUUAAUUGUUUUAGACAUGCAAGCUGAUGUACAAGGCCCGGGUUGGGGUCGAUCUGACUGGAACGCACGGGAGUUGUGUCCUCUAAUCCAGCACUUUUCGUUGCUGGAUGCAUACCGACUCUUAAAUGGAUCUUCAUUUGUCUGGACGCAGCGUGUCGUCUAGCAGGUUAGAUCGCACCUAUGUGGCAAGCACUUUAGCUCUGUAUGUCUCACAAUCUGAUGUGAUAACUUUACCCUCACCUCCUGUUUAUAUUUCUGAUCAUAUACCAUUUCUGCUUGAAGUUUGCUUCCCUCCUUCCUCAUCAGUAAAACCUUGGUGCCUCGACAUCCACGUUCUACAUGAUGCAUGCUCGCACUCUAGUUUGUCUUGCGCGCCUCUGUUUCUGGAUCUCACCCAGAGUCAUGGGAGGCGCUCAAGGUGCAGUGGCACCUACAUUGUUCAAUUGAAGAAUGUGCCCUCAGAUGACAUAUGUCAGAAGAACUAGCGGAUACUGCCACGAAGCUCCGUAUUGCCCUUAGAGUCAAUCGAUUGACUCCGCUGAUGUGCGCAUGACAGUGUGAACUAUGGCGACGAUUUCAAGCCUCAUCGCAGCAUUGUCUGUCAGAUGCUGCUUGGUGGUGCAGACGUAAUCUGUGUGCGCACCCUGAAGUUUUGCGCAUCGCAAGGAACUCGCUUUUUGGACAGCCGAAUCCAUUGGGUUCUGCGAUCACAAGAGCACUUCCUGUUAUGUUGCCUCCCGCACGCAAUUCUUCACUCCUUGUAAUGCAUUUUGAAAACAUGGCGCAUACUACUAUGCAAAUUGAUCAUGGUACUCUAGGAUCUCGUAUAAUGCUUAGUGGGCUGCCUCAGGUUUCACCUGAGGUGGCCAUCUUUGUGCACGGUCGUCAGGUGAUGAGUUGAAGGCAGUAUUAUCUUCCAUGAUGCGUGGCUCGGCCCCAGGGCCAGACAGGUUGCCCGUUGAGUUUUAUUUAACCUUCUGGGGAAAUAUUGAUGCUACUUUCACAUCUGUUAUUUGCUGCUGUUAGGAGAACUGUGAAUUCCUGGUUAUUUAUCAUGGCGGUCGCAUAGUGCUGAUAAUCAAGCAAGAUCAAUCUUCAGUUCGUCCAAAGGAUUGGAGGCCAAUCACGGUUCUCAAUGUUGAUGACAAAAUUUUUACAGUUGUUGUUACUCGAUGUUGGGAAGCCUGAUGCCUUCCUUAAUAGGAUUGUUACAUCUCUACAGCCAUGGUUGGCUGCCGACGAUUUAUUAAAGUCAAGGAACCAAGAACAUAGUAGCAGACAGUAGUCCAGGCGUAGGAGCAAGCACUGGCAAGGCGUUCUUUCCGUGAGGCGUGCCCGUGCCAGAGCACCAGUACCUUUGCGUGCAUACUUCAUUGUUGUCGUCUUCUGGUGACAUAUCAAUUCUUCCUCCCUUAGACGAAGUCUCCAUACCGGUCUGGAGGCCGCCUAACCUCUGGUGGUCACAGUUGCCAUGUGGUUCCUGCUUGUGACAUCGAGGUCGAUUGUUGAGAGGAAGUGUUGUCUUGCAUAUCGAGUGAGCCCAGCACCAGCAGAACGGCAGCACUUGUUUCUUGUGGCAUUGUGUUCGAGAAUUUGUCUGCUGCACUCCAAUCUGUCGGUGCUUGGGUUGCUUCCCUGGUCUGACUCUCUUUGAUGUGGUUGAGGUGACGCCGAACCUUUCCGAGGACACUUUUUAUACGCCAGGGUCAUGGUCUGACACGGCACUGUAUUUCCCCUUCAAUCCAGUUUGGCUUUCUUAUAAACUGUCGGAUAAACACUUUUUCUCCUACGGAGAAGCGACAUGAUUGCUUCAGUGUCUCCUGGCACUGAAGUUCCAGAACGUGAGACCGUGCUGAGCUUGGUAUGAUCACCCGUGAUCCCAUCGUGAGUCACUUAUGAUGAGCUGUCAUUGCUGUUGCUCUUUGUUGGUAAGGAGUGAACUCAUCUUCAGGGAGUUUCUCCACUGUGCCAUCCUGCACUGACUUGUACAGCCUUUGCAGGGUCUUGUCUUGCUGUGUCAGACGUGCUAUCUCUGUAGCUGUAAACAGAGGUCUCGACAAUGCUUCAAACAAUAGUACGUCGCCUGCUAGCCAUGGCUCGUCGGUUUGUUCUGGUAAUGCAAUCGGCUCAAUGCGUCUGCGUUUUAAUGGUUCUUACCUUGCCUGUAGACAAUAGUGUAGUCAUAUGCAAGUAACUUGAUGCACCAUCUGGUCAUUCAUGGAGAGAGGACUUGAGCCGUUGGUUUCUCUGGGCCCAGUAUGCUGAGCAGCAGUUGAUGGUCAGUGACGAAAGUUACCUUUCUUCCCGCAAUAUACUUGUGAAACUUAUGAGCUGCAAACACUACAGCAAGGCCUUCUCUAUCAAACUGUGCAUAGUUUCAUUUCGCUGGCCCCAGUGUCCUAGACGCCAAAGAGAUCGGUUCUCUAUUCUGAUCAUCACCUUGAGGCAGAACAGCUCCUAUGCCAUAUGGUGAAGUGUCAAAUCAGAGAAGAAGCUUCUUCAGUUCGUCAUAGUGUGCUAGUACGGUCUGAAUGAGAAGCAAUCCCUUACGUUUGUCAAAAGCUUCUUGAUGCUGGGUUUCCUACCUCCACGUGGCGUCCUUCUGAAGGAGCGGGUAGAGACAGCUGGAAAUUGUUGCCCUGUUCUUCAAGAAUCUGCCGUAGAAAGCCAGCAUCCAAAAAGCCAGCAGAAAGCCAGAAUCUGUUGCAGAAAGCCGGGGGGGGGGGGGGGAACUGCUGUCAAAAUUGGAUUGGGUGCUAUGCCCACACGAAGCGCACUGGGUUGACCUCCUCUGCCACUUAACUGCUAUGGGUUCUGUGCGCGCAUUGAGGUACCGGCUACUUGUGAUCGAGUUCCCGAGUGCCGUGCGAGACAGACUGAGCAGCAACGCGAGAGCCAGCAGGCCGACCCCGAAGUCGCAUCUGCAGAUCGCUUGCAAGAUGCAGCGUGCGCUGCUUCGCAAACUAUGCAAUUGCUACCAGAACACAAGCCGCACCCCCUACCUCCUGCACUGCCUUCCCGCUUUCCUCCCUUGCGCGCGAUUGGGUUCACCGUCGCACGCUUUCACUCGCUCAUACAGCAUACGGCGCGCGGGGACGAUGUUACCGCUCUUGGACUUUAAUCGGAAUUCAUCGCAGUGGACAGAACAUUGCGAUGACCACGACAGCAGAAAUGCGCCUGUAGUGUCCAUAUCAUUGGUAUCGCAAUGGCACCCAUACGCUUGCGCGUGACCUGCGUUCACGAAGUGAAACGUCGCUGUAAUUUUUUCUAAAUCGCUAACCGAACGAACAGGUAUGUCUUAUACACCAGGGCGGCUUAUAUAUGUUUUUUCCCCGAGAAACUGCUGCUUUGAGGGGGGGUGCAACUUAUACAAAGGUGCGACUUAUAGACCGGAAAAUACGGUAUUAAAAAGAAGGUAUUUAGCACAGUCUGUAUUUUGCGGCCGUGUGUGGUACGUUUGUCACAUUGUACAGCUACCAUUAUGGUUUACUAGGUUUUUGCAGUCUCCUCUUGGUUCCUUCUUCUGGUCGGGCAGUACAGAACUGGUCUAUCACGCGGCGCUUGGGCAAGCACGCUCUCACUGUAGGUUCGCAUUUCCAUCCGUGUCUGUUUGCUGCCGGCUGCUUGCUCUGCGAUUUCUGCUCUGCCUGUUACACAAUGAUCAGCAGUCCCGCACGUGAACUCGCCUGCUAUUUUCUUGGCACAAAAAUUUGUUACCCAUUCCGGCAUACGCUUAAAUUGUGGGUCGCAAUUAAUAAAUGCACCUUCAUUUUACUCUACAGCUGUGGCAUUUUAUUGCCGCGUAUAAAGGUAUGUCCUGAUGUAGCCGUCCUCAAAAACCGUGUUGUGAUUACAAUGUCAGCCUUACUGCUUCCUCUGGCUACCCCAGCGAGCCGCAUACAUUCCGAUAAUGUGUCGUGGGGUGCAAUAAUGGCAUCCUUUCUGCCUGACCAUCUACUCGACUUAGUGUGGCGUCUAGGGUGGCAAGUGCUCCCAACGCAUGGAAAGCUAGAGUGGUGAAGCAUGGUCCCAUCUUUGCUGUGUCCCAAUUGAACCCUUUCAUGAAUCCAAUAAACAUGUUCUGCAGCAAUGCGUCAUUGCUAGGAUAUUUUGGAGGACGUGCCUUCUGGUUUUCAUGACCUUGGAGUUAACCGCUUUAUCACAGCUAGUUGUUGCUGGCGUGGCCGCUUCGCUCGACUUUUAAUUGCUGUGGUGGCCUUUUGUGUACGACAUAACCGGUGCGAGGCAGUUGCCGCAAAACAUCGUUCCUGCGUUGUGUUUCCACUUCUGAAGAGGCUCUACUCUGAGCUACUGUCGUUUCUGUCCGAAGAGUUCUUCCUUGGGCAAGGGGAGUUCCUUCGACAGUGAUCAUGUGGUUGCCUGUCGGUGGCUGAUGGAUUUGUAUGGCUUAAUUUUAAACUAGCCUGGUUCUUGUAGCCAGGCCAUCAAAAGCAUUCAUUGAGUGUACAUGGUGUGUAGGUGCUCGUGAUUUCUGUGUAUGUGGUCUCUCGUGUGCUUGGGAAUUUUUGUAUAUACACAUCUCAUAUCAUCACUACAUAAUUAUGUAAAGUGCCUCUGUCACAUCAUCAUUUAUACAUAACCAUCGUGUACAUUGUACAUAUUCAACAUCAUUUUAUAUAAUGUCACAAUUAGUUUAUUUAUAACUGCAUUUCUGUGGGUCUAUGUGGUUAUAUAUUAGUGAGGCCAUGAGGAGUCUGACAUUUCUUUGAAAACAUGUUGCGUAUACAAUGUUCAGUACUUUGUAUGUGUGAUCGUCCUGGUGGAAUUGUGCCCUCAUUGUGACUAAUGUUUGUAUCGUCUUUUCUUAAAAUAAACUUUUCCUAAACAA
Dermacentor silvarum is the source of this 7490-nucleotide messenger RNA. RefSeq lists its product as uncharacterized. The record is from RefSeq and is a predicted model, not a curated record. The transcript is spliced from 4 exons. Bases 281 to 1951 code for a protein of 556 amino acids. NCBI's taxonomy places the organism in Eukaryota, Metazoa, Arthropoda, Arachnida, Ixodida, Ixodidae.